Messenger RNA from Sciurus carolinensis (gray squirrel), 9098 nucleotides. RefSeq names its product G protein-coupled receptor 158 (gene Gpr158). The record is from RefSeq and is a predicted model, not a curated record. Bases 660 to 4277 code for a protein of 1205 amino acids. NCBI's taxonomy places the organism in Eukaryota, Metazoa, Chordata, Mammalia, Rodentia, Sciuridae. Gene Ontology annotation, cellular component: membrane. Gene Ontology annotation, biological process: G protein-coupled receptor signaling pathway. Gene Ontology annotation, molecular function: G protein-coupled receptor activity. The transcript has 11 exons.
GAGGCGGCAGUGUGGUUUGUGGCCAAACCUAAAGGCUCCAAUUAAUCAGCUGCCUGGCCCUCCCUACUCCAGAGAAACAGGCAGGUCUUAAAAGAAAUCUUCGCUCCCUAGGACUCUCUCCUACGCUCGCUGUGCGGUUCUGUGUGCGCGCUCGGUGCCUCGGGGCGAGGAGGUCGGGAGGAGCCAGAACUGGGAGGCGGGAACGACCUGCCACGGGUGAGAUGAUGGAGCAGCGUCUUCGGCGGCCGCGGUGGCAGCAGCAGCAGCAGCGACCGCGGCAACAGCAGCAGCUCUUGAACACACCUCAAUGAGAGCCGCGGUGGAAGCGGCUGAGCAGAAAGACGUAAGCAGGCUAACUAUAGCCGCCGGGAGCGCGAGGGGAUGUAACCUGUUCUGCUCAAGGCUGCGAGGUGCGUAAUCCCGAGCCGACCCAUUGUGAGCGGGUGCAGCCAGCACUGCCACAGGUGAUUUGAUUUCCUGUAACCGCAGUUGAGCCAGCUGGGCCAAUUUCGAAACAUUUGUAUUUUAAAGUCGUUUUGGACUGGGUGCCGUCUGGAGAAGAGGGAAGACCCCUAAUGAAAGUCUUACUGUUGAUAAAUUGAGGACCAACAUUUAAAAAGUGACUCCUCCCGUUACCUCCUUUCCUCUCUGCGAGACUGAUGGGGGCCAUGGCUCACCCCUUACUCCUCUGCCUCCUGCUCGCUCAUCUGGGACUGGGAGCUGUAAGCGCCAGCCGCGACCCUCCGGGACGGCCGGAUUCCCCUCGAGAGAAGACCCUGAGGGGGAAGCAGCACGCGCAGCAACUGGCUCGAGUCUCUGCCUCGGACCCCUCGGCUCCCUGGAGCCGCUCCACCGACGGCACCAUCUUGGCGCAGAAACUCGCCGAGGAGGUGCCCAUGGACGUGGCCUCUUACCUCUACACCGGGGACUCCCACCAGCUGAAGCAAGCCAACUGUUCCGGCCGCUACGAGUUGGCAGGCCUGCCGGGGAAGUCGCCAGCCCUAGCCAGUUCCCAUCCCUCCUUGCACGGGGCGCUGGACACGCUGACACACGCCACCAACUUCCUCAACAUGAUGCUGCAGAGCAAUAAGUCUCGGGAGCAGAACUUGCAGGAUGACCUGGAGUGGUACCAGGCGCUGGUACGGAGCCUCUUGGAGGGUGAGCCCAGCAUCUCUCGGGCGGCCAUCACCUUCAGCACCGAGUCGCUGUCCGCGCCGGCCCCUCAAGUCUUCCUCCAGGCCACACGCGAAGAGAGUCGCAUCCUGCUCCAGGACCUGUCCUCUUCCGCACACCACCUGGCCAACGCCACUCUGGAGACCGAGUGGUUCCACGGCCUCCGGCGCAAGUGGAGGCCCCACUUACACCGCCGAGGUUCCAAUCAGGGACCCCGGGGCCUGGGCCAUAGCUGGCGGCGCAGGGACGGACUUGGCGGGGACAAGAGCCAUGUCAAGUGGUCUCCGCCUUAUCUGGAGUGCGAGAACGGGAGUUACAAACCUGGAUGGCUGGUUACUCUUUCCGCUGCCUUCUAUGGGUUGCAGCCUAACCUGGUCCCAGAAUUCAGGGGUGUCAUGAAAGUUGAUAUAAAUCUUCAGAAAGUGGACAUUGACCAAUGUUCAAGUGAUGGCUGGUUUUCAGGAACUCACAAAUGCCACCUGAACAAUUCAGAGUGUAUGCCAAUUAAAGGCCUAGGAUUUGUACUUGGAGCCUAUCAGUGCAUUUGCAAAGCAGGAUUCUAUCAUCCGCGAGUCUUCUCAGUGAACAAUUUUCAGAGAAGGGGUCCAGAUCAUCAUUUUUCAGGAAGUACAAAAGAGGUAUCAGAAGAAGCCCAUGUCUGCCUGCCCUGCAGAGAGGGCUGCCCCUACUGUGCUGAUGACAGCCCAUGCUUUGUCCAGGAGGAUAAGUAUUUGCGACUUGCCAUCAUCUCCUUCCAAGCCCUGUGUAUGCUGCUUGACUUCGUCAGCAUGAUGGUGGUCUACCACUUUCGCAAAGCAAAGAGCAUCAGGGCAUCGGGCCUUAUCCUGUUGGAAACCAUCCUUUUUGGGUCUCUGCUUCUAUACUUUCCGGUUGUUAUUUUGUACUUUGAGCCAAGUAUGUUUCGCUGUAUUCUCCUAAGAUGGGUCCGUCUCCUUGGUUUUGCCACUGUUUAUGGAACUGUCACUCUCAAGCUUCACAGGGUUUUGAAGGUGUUUCUUUCACGAACAGCACAACGAAUUCCUUACAUGACUGGUGGCCGGGUCAUGAAGAUGCUGGCAGUAAUACUCUUGGUAGUGUUCUGGUUUCUCGUUGGCUGGACUUCAUCAGUAUGCCAGAAUUUGGAGAGGCAGAUUUCACUUAUUGGCCAGGGACAAACAUCUGAUCACCUCAUCUUCAAUAUGUGCCUCAUUGACCGCUGGGAUUACAUGACAGCAGUUGCUGAAUUUUUAUUCCUUUUGUGGGGUGUUUAUCUCUGCUAUGCAGUGCGGACAGUCCCAUCAGCAUUUCAUGAGCCACGCUAUAUGGCUGUUGCAGUUCACAAUGAGCUCAUUAUCUCUGCUAUAUUCCAUACAAUUAGAUUUGUUCUUGCCUCAAGACUUCAGUCUGAUUGGAUGUUGAUGCUGUAUUUUGCACAUACUCAUUUGACUGUGACAGUCACCAUUGGGUUGCUUUUGAUUCCAAAGUUUUCACAUUCAAGCAAUAAUCCACGUGACGAUAUUGCCACAGAAGCAUAUGAAGAUGAGCUAGAUAUGGGUCGAUCUGGAUCCUACCUGAACAGCAGUAUCAAUUCAGCCUGGAGUGAGCACAGCUUGGAUCCAGAGGACAUUCGGGAUGAGCUGAAGAAACUCUAUGCCCAGUUAGAAAUAUAUAAAAGGAAGAAGAUGAUUACAAAUAAUCCCCACCUCCAGAAAAAGCGGUGCUCGAAGAAGGGCUUAGGCCGUUCCAUCAUGAGGCGCAUCACUGAGAUUCCAGAGACUGUCAGCAGACAGUGUUCCAAAGAGGACAAGGACACGGCAGACCAUAGCAUGGCCAAAAGUACAGCCCUUGUCAGGAAGAACCCACCAGAGCCUUCAGGUAAUACAGGGAGACCCAAGGAGGAGUCCCUGAAAAACAGAGUCUUCUCACUCAAGAAAUCCCACAGCACUUAUGACCAUGUCAGAGACCAACCAGAAGAGUCCAAUAGCCUACCAACGGAAAACCAAGAAGAGGAGGCUACAGAAAAUUCCACACUGGAAUCUCUUUCAAGUAAAAAACUAACACAAAAACUUAAAGAAGACAGUGAGGCGGAGUCUACAGAGUCAGUGCCUUUGGUGUGUAAGUCAGCAAGUGCUCACAACCUCAGCUCAGAGAAGAAGCCUGGGCACCCACGAACAUCUAUGUUACAAAAGUCCCUUAGUGUCAUAGCAAGUGCCAAGGAGAAGACUCUGGGACUCACUGGGAAAACCCAAACAUCAGGUGUAGAAGAACGUGCUAAAUCCCAGAAAACUCUGCCAAAAGAUAAAGAGACAAACAGAAAGUGUUCAAAUUCAGAUAACACAGAGACUAAAGAUCUUGUCCCCCAAAACUCCAGUCACUUGGAGGAACAAAGAAAGCCUCAGAAAUCUGGGAUUAUGAAACAACAAAGGGUCAAUCCCCCUACUGCCAGUUCCGACCUGAGCCCAGGCACCACCCAGAUGAAGGACAACUUUGACAUUGGGGAAGUGUGCCCAUGGGAGGUUUAUGACCUGACCUCUGGUCCUGUGCCUUCAGAAACAAAAGCUCAAAAACACGUAUCUAUUGCGGCUUCUGAAAUGGAAAAAAAUCCAAUGUUUUCCUUAAAGGAGAAAUCUCUCCACAAGCCUAAGGUGGCUGAAGGAUGUCAACAGUCCAGUCAGAAGAGCAUAGAUAAGGCUGAAGUGUGCCCUUGGGAGAGCCAGGAUCAGUCUUUUUUUGAAGAUGAAAAACAUUUGAUUUCCAAGACUCCAGUUCUCCCAGGGAGAGCCAAAGAUGAGAAUGGAGGUCAGCACCGGGCAGCCACUGUGCGUGCUGGGCAAUAUGAGGAACUGCCCCCAAAAGUCACAGCAUCAAAAAUAGAGAAUGAAAAUAUCAACCAAAUGCGAGACCAGGAAAAGACAUCUUUCUCAGUGGAAAAUGCGCCUGGUUCCUGUAACCCAAGUAAAAACUCCCAACAGCCCUUAACAUCACGAGCUGAGGUGUGUCCUUGGGAGUUUGAGGCCCCCAGUCACCUAAAUGCUGAAAGAAGUGUAACUUUACCGUCCUCUUCAGCUUUAAGUGCAAAUAAGAUAGCAGGGCCUCGGAAAUAACAGAUCUGGGACUCUUAAAAGUGUAGCAUCCCCAGGAAGAUAAGAAAGAAGAAACUCCAAAUGUGAUAUAAGACAGAAGAUCUAAGAAUCAAGAAUUCCCACAGAGUAUUUUGUCAGUCGAGGGAAAUAUGAUAGAUAGUAAGGGCAGGUGAAAGGCAUGGACUAGAGAUGACUAGGUGCAACACAUCACAGUGCAGAAGUCAGACUUCAGCCAAGAAAAGUCAUUCCCCAGUAAACUAGGAAAAUCUUCACAUUCAUCGCAUCUAAGGGAAUGCCCUGCACGUCUGCCCUGAUCUAUCUUUACCCGUGGGACUUUGAAGAGCCUAAGCAAGAUGAGCCAGUAGACAGAAGAUGUAUGAUUUUGGCAAAGAAAAAGUUAUAGAUAGAUAUAUAUGACAAAUUCUAAGUAGCUGAGUGAAAAGACCUUACUUUACCUAUUUAACCUUGAUAGCACUGCUAACUUAAUGCAUCCCAAAAAUAUCUUUUAUAUUAAUGAUUGCUCUCAUUUUCUUAUAAAUGUAUGUUUCAGUACAUUGUUGUGUCUCAUAUUCAAGCAUUCCAGAUUGUAUAAUUUUUGCAAAUAACUUUGAUAUUAUGUGACACAACAUAUUUAUGCAAUCUGCAGCUACUCAAUUGUUCUUGCAACUUACAGAAUACCUGCUAUCAACUUUAGUUGAUUCUUGAAUACAGUAAGCUUUCUCUGGCUUAAGAAGCCAUAACAGUUAUGAUAAAAACUUUUAGUUUGGGCUGUGGUUUGUAUAUUGUGAAUUUGGAUUUGACUUUAUUAUUUCACUUCAUGAUUUGUUAUACAGUCUUAAUCAGGGUUUUUUAUACAAGUUGAGUUACUUAUUUUGCACUUCUUGUUAGGACUCAGAAGCUUUAUUAUUACUGGAGAUCAAGUGGUCCUACUUAGUCAUGUCUCCAUAAGUUAAGGACAACUUAUCCAUUGUUUGUUCAAAAUCAGAGAUCAUUCCAAUUAACUGUCCCUUUUACUCUCAGUAUUUCAUACUUAGCAGCAUUUCCUAAGGAAGAAGCUAAGAGUGAGAAAAAUACACUGUGCAUUAUUUUUAUCAUUGGAAAGGGAAGACUCUAGGAAUGAUGAGAAUUAUAGCAUUAAUACAGAUAGAUCCAGGAAAUUUGCCUUUCAAAGUGAGGACAGAAAGACAACUCCUAAUAGCACUUUCAAGGGAUUAUUUUUUUAAAGAGAAAAAUUAAUGAUAGCAUCAAUAUCAUUAUAUGGAUAUAUUUUAUUAUGCAUACUGAAAAUAUAUUUUAAAUUACCUUAAACUAUUUAUUCUCAUAAAAUUUUAUUCAUCGUUUCAACUAGGGAUAGAAUUUGCUGGGCUCAAAUCCCAAAGAGGUUUUAUAACCUGAUUAAUUCAAAGACUAUAAGGUGGUAUGGGUUCUUCAUUCUCCCACACAUGAGAAUCCUUCAAGUCCUGCAAAUUGCCCUUGCAAGCCACCUUACUCAAAAUGUAAAGUCUAAUAUUAUUUGCAAGGCAAAACAGCCUGCAAAGUAUAUCUUACAAAACUUACAGCAUUCCACACUGAUCUCUUGGCAUGAAAAUCCUAAGCUGCUGACUUAAUUCUACUGAUGACCAUGCAGUGAGAUUCCAAAGCUCAGUCUCAUUUAUUUAAAGGCGAAUAACUUAAAAAUAGAGCCCAGACUUUGCUUUCUCUCACUCUAAACCCUGAAGUACCAACUGCAUAUUUGGCCAGGAUAUUUCCAACCUAAAUAACUGCUUUUCAUUUCAUAAGCAGCAAGGGGAACAUGCUAGGAGGAUAAAAGAUGAGGGAAAGGAGUCAGAAGGUGGAUUCAAGGCUGUUCUUAGAGAAUUUGAUCCUCAGUGGAAGUGAAAACAGAAUUCUCUAUGUCCAUCAUCAAUAUUUUCUCAGUGAUUUUAUUCAGGAGUAUGCGAGCACGUGCCCUUUUGCAAAGCUGUGCGUGAAUCUUCCUCACCCAUUUGCUUGCUUUGUGCAAUACUCAGGUUGGUGGGGUAGGUAUGAAGAGCUAUAGAAAUUCUAUUUUAAAGUGUUGCCUUCAUUUCUUUCUUUCGUCCCUUCCUUUUUUAGUCAAUGUCUAUCUUCCUAUCUUCUUGAGUUUCUUAGAAUACUACUUUAAGGUAUAUUUGUGAACUUGGUUUCAAGUUUCUAGACCCACAUGCUUGUUUCACUUAUGUCUGAGAUUUCUUAGCAUUUGAUUCACUUUUAAGAAUUAAGCAGUCAAGCGUCAAUGACUUUUAUUGCACUUCAGGAUGAUCCUGCCACAGAUGUGGCUUAAAGAAAACUUGCCAGAUUUUACCUUAGUGACAUUCUACAAUCUAUAGAUUAUUCUCUACCAGCAUAUAACAGUGAAAAUGCCUAGGGUCUUUCCUAGAGUUUCAUUGCCAUUAUUAAUCACCAGGAGAAGUUAAAAUUUACAAUUCUGGAGGUUAUUUUCCCAGACUGAUAACAAUAAAGUGAAUAAACACUGUUAGAGUCUCACAAACAUUUGUUAGGUUGUCCUUCUCAAUGCAUGUGCAGGCUGCAUCCUGUCCUUGUUUUUAUGCCAGGGUUUAUAAAUAAGUAGAUUUAUAUCAAUCUUAAUAGAACUGUAUAUUUUAUGCAAGAAUUAAAUGCUUUACGACAUGAAUUAUAACUCAACCCAUUGUAAACUUUGGUGGCAAUAUGGAUUUGACACUCGACAGUUCUCUUGUAUUUGCUUCCUAGGUUUCUGCAUGCAAGUGAUGACAGGUAGGACUGAAAAAACACUGCCUUUGACUUCUAGCAUUUAGCAACUGAGAGUUGUAGAGUCAACAAAGCUGUAAGUCUCUUCACUUAACCUGUGAUUCUUCUGAAACUAUUAUCUGAAACCUACAGCAUCCCACCAUGAGAUAUUUGGUAAAUUUAUGUCGUGAUGUGUGGCAGCAUGUAAAUAAUUAUAACUUCUCUGCAAUAAAACAUAUUUAUAUGAAAGUUAUUUGUCAUGAUUUGUGUGUCCAUCUGUCAGAAAUUGAAUUUAUUUCACCCAACUCACUUUAGAAAGAAUUCCACAUAGAUCCUUGGUUUUGGUACCCUUAUGCACAUAUUGCCUUAUCUUGCCUAUCUAGAGAAAUAGGUGAUUAGCCAAAUAUGGUCUCAAACAUAUAGGUAAUCAUUUAGCACCAUUAAAACCCAUCAGCACUGGACUAGUGGUUUUGAUUUAAGGUCUGCCCAAAUAGGAACGAAUUCAGCUACCUUUUUGUGUUUGUUGUUAUUGGUUUAUUCUGCAGACAUACCAGGCAGUCUGCUAAGCAGUGAUGAUAGAAAGAUAAAUGAGACCUCCAAGAACAUUCAGGCCCAUAAAAGUAUCCAGUCACUGGUGGGAUAAUACACAGAUGAGCAUAACUAAGUCAAGGAAUCAGGGAAUUCAUGUUCCCUGGAAGUUAGUUCUGCAAAGGCAUCAGGUAUGAAGAGGAGCGUGUAAGGCUAAAGGUGACUGUGCACAGCUUGCAUGCCAAGCUUUAGUUAACUGAAACUUGAUGCCAUCAUACUGGAUGCUAUCAAGAAGUUUUCAACAGAGGCAGGAUCAAGUUGCAUAUUAGAAGGAUCAUACAGGGAGCAUCCCAGAAAUGGAAUGAAAUGGAAAGACACUAGAGGUUAGAGGUGACUAAUUAGACCAGUUAGAAUACUAGCAUGACAGUCACAGUUGGGAACAUGAUGGCCUAAGCUGGGGAGGAAAAGAUUGCUGUUUAUUUCAUCAAAUCACAUCUUCAAAUGCAUUUACUAUUGUCAUGUGACGUGAGAAAAAUCAGAAUACUUAGAUAAUUAUGGCAGAUAUCAUGUUUGUUGACAUUUUGGCUUAUUUGAAAAUUAAAAGCCCUCUCUGAAGACUGAUACACCUCAUACCAUCUCCCUAUGAGAAAUCGGUAGAAUAGGAUCUCCAUUCAUGCUAUGGGAGGCCUUGAAGCUAAACUGGGUUGGGAAAGGAAAGAGCCACUAAAGGGCUCAUUGCAAUAUGGACUUCAGUGCCUAUCUGGAAGUGGUAAUUUUCAGAAGCAUCUCCAGAAACAGAAACAGGAAUGAAAAGAGGGAGGAGAAGGGAGCUGCCUCCCCUGCCUAAUUCCUGCACCCCUCUCUCCUCAAAUGAAGCAUAGCAUUGCUGCUUCCCAUCUGUUCAUAUUGUGUGCACCUGAUGCACAGAACUCUUGUAGAAUCUGUGGUUGUGUGGCUGCAGCGCUUUGAACACCCUGAAAGGGCUAACACAAAAAAUUAUUUGGGGAUUAACAAAGCAUGAAAGUUAAGUCUGCUGUGGGUUCUCAUGUGAGGAAGAAGAUAUAGGCUUUUCAGUUACUGGUGAAAUUGUUCAGUUGAUGUCUGUAUUACUUUUUCCAUACAUAUUCAUAGUGCUAGUCAUUGUUUCUUUGUUCUAAAUUUAGAAUCUUUCUGUUAAAAAAAUGCCUAAGGGAAAUAAGUCUACCAGAAAUGUACUUUAUCAUACAAAAUAUAAUAAUGUAAACCUGUUGUUCAAAACAAUGCAAGUUAGUAAAGAUUUUAUUUCAGCAUGUUCCAUUCUUUUCCCCUGAAUAGUUAUAAAGGCAAAAAUAAUAUUCGUCUUAUUUUGGUUAUUUUCUCUUCAAACAUUUGUUUCUAGGAAAGCACAAGGACCAAGUUCAAGCACAUUGAAUGUUCUAAUUUAGUGUUAACUGGUUAGAAGGCAGAUAAUGAAAUGUAUAAAUUGACUUAUAAUUUCUCUCUCUAUUCCUGUGAUGUAAAAAUAAUACAUUGUCAGAAACAAAGCUGUCUGAUGAAAUGGAAAUGGAAAAUGAGAUAUAAAAAUGGGAAAAGUUCUGUACUACCCAG